Molecule: messenger RNA, 3261 nt
Organism: Syngnathus typhle (broad-nosed pipefish)
Lineage: Eukaryota; Metazoa; Chordata; Actinopteri; Syngnathiformes; Syngnathidae
Gene: klc1a
Product: kinesin light chain 1a
Exons: 15
Coding region: 424-2343 (639 amino acids)
Biological process (GO): axo-dendritic transport
Cellular component (GO): cytoplasm; kinesin complex; membrane-bounded organelle
Molecular function (GO): kinesin binding
Source: RefSeq, a predicted model, not a curated record
GCGCCAUUUCACGCCCCUAACCAGCACCCAGUCAGUCACUCAGUGACAGUCGGUCAGCCAGUCACCGGGGAGUUGAACCGUCCCUACAUCCGCCGUGGACGUCCCAUCAACCGGCCUCGUAGCAUUCCCGCUUCGAGUCAUGGAAGUCACGGGAGAGCAGGCCUCUCCUGUCACGAGCGCCUCUGUCUAAAGUCUGGAUUUUGACAGCUAGGGCUAGCUAGUAUGUGAGCUUGCCUCUCCGGCGGCUGUCGGCGAAACGGAUCCCAUCCCUCCCGCGGUGGGUGGGAGACUUUUUUUGGUGUAGUUGGAAAUUCACCUUCCUAUUCCACCACCGCCUUAUCACGACCCUUCCAACGGUUUUUGGUCCAAGACGAGGCGAAGAUAUAAAUUGGCUGCAUCGGGAACGGAUGUCCUAGAGAACGGAUGCGUGAGGACAUGUCCACCAUGGUGUGUGUGAAGGCGGAGGAGGAGCCUGGCGAGAAACUGUCCCAGGAUGAGAUCAUCUCACGGACAAAGCAGGUGAUCCAGGGCCUGGACGCACUGAAGCAGGAGCACCACUCCAUCCUGGACGGGCUGCUGGCCACGCUGCGCUGCCUCAAGCAGGAGGAGGAGGGUGUCCUGGUGGAGGAGAAGUCGCUCAUGAUCCGCAAGUCCCUGGAGAUGCUGGAGUUGGGACUGAGCGAGGCCCAGGUGAUGAUGGCCCUGUCGGGCCACCUGAGCUCGGUGGAGUCGGAGAAGCAGAAGCUGCGGGCACAGGUGCGCCGCCUGUGCCAGGAGAACCAGUGGCUGCGUGACGAGCUGGCCGGCACCCAGCAGAAGCUGCAGAAGAGCGAGCAGAGUGUGGCGCAGCUGGAGGAGGAGAAGAAGCACCUGGAGUUCCUGAACCAGCUCAAGAAGUACGACCAGGACUUGUCCCCCUCGGAGAAGGACUCGGAAUCCGGCAAGGAGACUCUGGACGAUCUCUUCCCAGAUGACCACGACGACCAAGCACAAGGCAUCCAGCCGAUGCAUGGCAGCGCGGCGGCGGCAGCCGCCCAGCAAGGCGGCUACGAGAUCCCAGCCCGCCUGCGGACGCUGCACAACUUGGUGAUCCAGUACGCCUCGCAGGGCCGCUACGAGGUGGCCGUGCCGCUCUGCAAGCAGGCCCUGGAAGACCUGGAGAAGACGUCAGGCCACGACCACCCAGACGUGGCCACCAUGCUCAACAUCCUGGCCCUCGUCUACAGAGAUCAGAACAAGUACAAGGAGGCGGCCAACCUGCUCAAUGACGCUCUUGCCAUCCGGGAGAAGACGCUGGGCCCGGACCACCCUGCCGUAGCCGCCACGCUCAACAACCUGGCGGUGCUCUAUGGCAAGAGGGGCAAGUACAAAGAGGCGGAGCCGCUGUGCAAGCGAGCGCUGGAGAUUAGAGAGAAGGUGCUGGGAAAGGAGCACCCGGACGUGGCCAAGCAGCUCAACAACCUGGCCCUGCUGUGCCAGAACCAGGGCAAGUACGAGGAGGUGGAGUACUACUACAUGCGGGCGCUGGAUAUCUACCAGAGUAAGCUGGGGCCCGACGACCCCAACGUGGCCAAAACCAAGAACAACCUGGCCUCCUGUUACCUCAAGCAGGGCAAGUUCAAGCAGGCCGAGACGCUCUACAAAGAAAUCCUCACACGGGCCCACGAGAGAGAGUUUGGCUCCGUUGACGGUGAGAACAAACCCAUUUGGAUGCAUGCCGAGGAGAGGGAGGAACAAAGCAAGGGCAAGCAGAAGGACGGCUCAGUUUUCAGCGAGUACGGAGGCUGGUACAAAGCCUGCAAAGUGGACAGCCCCACCGUCACCACGACUCUGAAGAACCUAGGCGCGCUCUACAAGCGUCAGGGCAAGUUCGAGGCGGCCGAGACCCUGGAGGAGGCCGCUGUGCGCUCCAGGAAGCAGGGUCUGGACACAGCACACAAGCAGCGUGUGGCUGACGUCCUGGGCGAGCCUGAGGCCCGCGACAAGCAGCGCAGCCGUGAGAGCUUGACCUCCGACUCGGUCAAGUACGAGAGCGGGCCCGACGGCGGCGAGGAAGUGAGCAUGAGCGUGGAGUGGAACGGGGAUGGCUCCGGCGCGCUGAAGCGCAGCGGCUCCUUCAACAAAUUGCGAGCGUCGCUCCGCCGCAGCAGCGAGAAGUUGGUGCGCAAACUGAAAGGCGGUGGCGAGCCCAAAAACCCUGGCUUGAAACGAGCCAGCUCACUUGGGGUUCUGAACGUGAGCCAGGAGGCGGCGGCGCCUAGUGAGCCCAACUACCAAGAACGAAAUCAUAGUCUGAGGAGGAGUCGCGACUUGAGCGCUAGCCACAGCGACCUGGCUCGUUGACGCUCGCCAUGGCGGUUCCACUCAGACUCGUAAAUACGACUUUUUUUUUUACGCUUACUUGUUGGCACAACGCCUGAACGUCACUCUCAACAUCUUUACUAGUCCAGUGCGACUGAGUGAAAAACGGUGGAUCUAAAAAACCCAAAAAGAAAACAACCAUGGGGAUUGACUAUUGUUGGCGGGGGACGCGCCCAAGUCGUCCUUCUUCACGCACUGACAUGUUCCUUUUCAAGAGAAAAUAGUCCAAAAAAAUGUUUUUUUUUUGCGAUUGUAAUUGCAGCGAGCGAAUGUGGAGGGACUGGACUGGAAUGUCUUUGGCGUGCAAAUAUUCCAUUUCUACUUUGUACAUGCAACUUUCUCUUUUGUUCGUAAUCGUUAUUAUGAUUUGUUUGGUAUUAUGCUACUUUUGCAGGGUUGUGCAAUAAGCCUUAGUUUGCUUGAUUGUCUGCUGGUCACGUAACCUCCCCAAAAUACGGACGAUGAAGGCAGCAUGCCAUUCCCAACGCUGUCGUUUCCGUAACAAUACACGGGCACGACGCGAACAACGCACGAUAUUAAUCGUGGCCGUUUCUGAAAUGCGAGUGACUGUUGAUUGGUCUCGUUAUUUGGUGGGUGACCCCAAUGCACUGACACAAGGCAGCAGCACAGGUGACAAUAUCAGGAAUGUAUUGACAGUGACAAAGUGUGAAUUGCGACUUGUUUGUGCCAAGAAUGAAUGACAUUAGUGAGUCGUGUUAGUGAAGAAUAAAAAAAUAGAUAGUUCCAAUGUGGCGCCUUUCAUUGGGUUCUUCAGCGCCACCUGCUGCACGCGGUCCAAUGCCACAACUCACACAAGUUUCUUUUAACCUGUACAAUGCCAAUUGUUUUUCAUCCAAUUUGCAGUGUGUCAAAAGAAAAAUAAAUACUCAUAUAUUGUUA